Messenger RNA from Cuscuta campestris, 1115 nucleotides. Lineage: Eukaryota; Viridiplantae; Streptophyta; Magnoliopsida; Solanales; Convolvulaceae. The record is from the annotation of a GenBank genome assembly.
GUGUAAAAACAUAAGAUAAUAAAAAGAUGGGUGAUCAAUACUAAAAAUCCAAUUUUCAGGUGCUUGAUCGACUUCCUUGUUAUGUGUAGAUUACUGACCUUGGAAUGGCCAAACAGCUGCACAGUGAUGGUGGGAUGGGCAGUAGUUGCUCAAGUUCUCCUGCUAGAAUGCAAGGUACCUUUGGGUAUUUUGCACCAGAAUAUGCCAUUGUCGGCCGAGCUUCUCUCAAAUCAGAUGUGUUCAGUUUUGGCGUAGUGCUUCUUGAACUGAUCACCGGACGCCAUCCCAUUCAGAGGUCCGUGAGCAAAGGCAGGGAAGAAAGCCUUGUAGUAUGGGCAACUCCUCGUCUGCAAGACAGUAAGCUAGUGAUUUCAGAGUUGCCAGACCCGAAUAUGAAAGGGGCUUUUGAGGAAGAAGAGAUGCAGGUGAUGGCUUACUUGGCAAAGGAGUGUCUGCUCCUCGACCCUGAUUCUCGGCCAACAAUGUCUGAGGUUGUCCAAAUCAUCUCGACCAUAGCUCCAGAGAAAUCUAAGAGGAACAACCUUCUGCAGGGACACAACUUUAAGAGAUCAUUGAGCCAUAGCAUUGAACGCCGUGGAAGAAGAGUUCUCAACCCAACUGCACAAGAAGAGAUAAAGCACAUUGCUAACUGUGAGAAACAUGAUGAUCACAAUGUUGAGAUUAACGAGAAUGAAGAGGUGGGUUCAGAUCAGACAAAGCAGGAAGAAAGAGUAAUUGUCACUUUCCCAUCAAAGGAUAAUAAAAGAUGGCGUCCUCAAGAUGAUGCAGCCGUGGACUUGAUUGAGCCGCGGUUUGAAUCAUUUCAUGUGCCAAGUAUUGUAUGACUUGAAGAGUAGAAAAUGACAUAAAAAGUAUAGAAGAUGAACACAUGCAUGGUUGGUGACUGGCGUUUAUUUAUCAGGAGGAGGAGCCUUUGUAGAGGUGUUUUUUAAUGUUGAAAUUUUAACCUCAUAUGUAAAUAUCAUCAUAGAAGAACUGUAUUCCACAUCGAAUGUUGAGUAAGAUGAUAAUAGGUUUAUAAGCUCUUGAGUUAAACUAGUAAUUGAUUGAAUUCAAUUUUUGUAAUGUGGUUCAGUCCAAGUGUCUUAUGUUCC